This is a messenger RNA of Amoebophrya sp. A120, 724 nucleotides long. The record is from the annotation of a GenBank genome assembly. NCBI's taxonomy places the organism in Eukaryota, Dinophyceae, Syndiniales, Amoebophryaceae.
CACAAAUUGCCAAUAACUUGCGUGAAAUUGGUGGAUUUUGAGGGUUGCGCUUCAGGAGGCGCUGCCGCAAGUGGUUCGUCCCUGCUCGUAACUGGUGGCAAGGACCGGUGCGUCAAGGUGUGGAGCGUAGCGGCGACGGGGAACAGCAGCGAGAAUUCUACCUCUGCCGCACACAUCAAACACCGCGACUAUAGUGCGUCGUCAGCAAUAACUGCCAGACCCGCUGAAGAGCAGCUGUUCACGAUUGAACGCAGUUCCUUGAAGGCCGAGGUCGUCGCUUUGGAUGUGCUGGUACAGCCAACCGACGAGUUUCUCACCACAGAAAACCUCAUCCACAUUGCCGUCGUUACCGCAGACAAGCAAGUUUCACUGUUCCACAGAUCCUCGGGCGUCGCGACCGGUGGGAAGCUUGAUCAUCCAGUGUUGAAGCAGAUCCAGCAACAGCUGUGGGCCGGUACUAGCGGAGGCUCUUUCGGAUCAUCGGCCUCGCCAACCAAAACACACCAGCAAAACAGCAUCAACACGCCGCUCAUGUCUGCGAGGGGGAGUGCAGCAACCGCGUCGAGUGGUCGUGGGACAACUACAACCGGGAAUUUGAACCGGCAGAGCGCAGCCUUAGACCAAGUGAUGCCCGUGGUUUGUUUUGUGAAAGGAACGAGUCCCCUCUCAACCGACCUCCUGCUUGUGAGCGUGACGCACUGCGAUUCGUCGCAUUCCUCGGUAG